GGCGCGAUGGUGUGGUCAGCUGUUGUGAGACGGGAUCACGGGAGGAAAAGAAAAUUCCACGUAACAGUCCGAACGGCGGUCACUUCCAGGCAGAGACUGAGGAGAGCCUGUGAUUUUCCUGUUCCACGCUGACACCCACACAGAUAUCAGAGAAGCUGGUAGUGGAGUAAGUAAUAUAGGGCACCAUUGUUUUGAGGCAGGAAGGGAAAGAAAAUGGAGCUGGAGGACGGAGUGGUGUACCAGGACGACACGGGCACGUCGGCGAUCAUGUCGGAGCGCGUGUCGGGCCUGGCCAGCUCCAUCUACCGCGAGUUCGAGCGCCUCAUCGGCAAAUACGACGAGGACGUCGUGAAGGAGCUGAUGCCGCUCGUGGUGGCCGUGCUCGAGAACCUGGACUCGGUGUUCGCGGAGAACCAGGAGCACGAAGUGGAACUGGAACUGCUCAAAGAGGACAACGAGCAGCUCAUCACGCAGUACGAGCGCGAGAAGGCGCUCAGGAAACACGCCGAGGAGAAGUUCAUCGAGUUUGAAGACUCCCAGGAGCAGGAGAAGAAGGACCUGCAGAACCAUGUGGAGAGGAUGAACUCACAAUCACGCCAGCUGGAGCUGAAACUCAAGAACUUUGCUGAUCAGAUAAGCCGUUUGGAGGAGCGGGAGGCCGAACUCAAGAAAGAGUAUAAUGCUCUCCAUCAGCGACACACAGAGAUGAUUCAUAACUACAUGGAACAUGUAGAGCGCAUUAAACUCCAGCAGAUAACCGGAGGAGAGGUCUCAGAUACAGGAACCCUGGGCAGAGUCAGGAAAGAGCGACCCCUCUCUCUGGGCAUCUUCCCCAUGUCUGGUGGUGGUGGGAACAACUCUCAGCUCCCAGAUUUUCUGGGCCGAGCAGAGACUCCAGGGACGGAGGGCUGGAGAUUCACUGAACUCAGUCAGCAUCGAUCGAAUGCCAGUCUUAAGCAGCUGGAGGCGGAGGAUCCUCCACAGAAAAGCGAGGGUAAUAGUGCACAGGAGGCUUGGGGGAAUAUGCUGGCAGACGACUGUAAGGAUGAGCUGUUGGGCUCCAGUUCUGUCACACCCAUGUCCACCACAGCCUCAGAGCCAGGGUUGGACUGUCAGCGGGAGAAUGGUGACGGUUCCAGCAGGUGUGCUGAGGUGCAGGCUGCACCGGGGACUCGCUCCAUCUCGACGGGUUUGGUGGAGAAUGAGGACAAGUCUGAUGUGCAAGCUAUUAUUGAGUCAACCCCAGAGCUCCAUCUGGACCUCAGUGGCUACAAAGGCUCCAGCACCCCAACUAAAGGUAUAGAGAACAAGGCGUUUAACCGGAACACAGACUCUCUGUUUGAGGAGCUGUCAAGCGCAGGCUCUGGCCUCAUUGGGGAUGUAGAUGAAGGAGCUGAUCUACUGGGAAUGGGCCGAGAAGUGGAGAAUCUCAUUCUGGAAAACACACAGCUCCUGGAGACAAAAAAUGCACUGAAUGUGGUAAAGAAUGACCUGAUCGUCCAAGUGGAUGAACUUACGUCCGAGAAAGAGGUUCUUCAGGGAGAGCUGGACACAGUUUUGCAGACGAAGGCCAAACUGGAGGAGAGGAACAAAGAGCUUGAGGAAGAGAUCAAGAAAGUUCGGGCUGAGAUGGAGAGCAGCAAACUGAAUAACAAAGAGGAAGAUGAGAGCGACGUGCCCACAGCUCAGAGGCGUCGGUUCACCCGAGUGGAGAUGGCACGUGUGCUGAUGGAAAGGAACCAGUAUAAAGAGAGGCUGAUGGAGCUACAGGAGGCGGUCAGGUGGACAGAAAUGAUCCGAGCUUCCAGGGAAAAUCCUGCUCUUACUGAGAAGAAGAAGUCCAGCAUCUGGCAAUUCUUCAGCCGGCUGUUCAGUUCCUCGUCCUCCAGCAGCAGCAGCAGCAGUGCGGUGAAGCCUCCUCCAUCUAAUGUCAAGUACAACCCACCCAGUGGCAUGAGGAAGAGCAGCACCUUCUCCCAGUUCCCCACUGAGCGUUCCAAAGCCUUUGACUUCCUCAAUGAUGAAGUGGACAUGAGCACGUCUCCAUCACGUAGGGAGCAGAAGAAGGCUCAGUACAGGCAGGUCAAAGCCCAUGUACAGAAGGAGGACGGGCGGAUGGCAGCUCACGGCUGGAGUCUGCCCAGUAAAUACAAGGAAGCAAAUGGUAGGCAAGCAGAGAAUAAGAUGAACUUGCCUGUGCCUGUGUACCUGAGGCCACUGACUCAGAAAGAUCCUUCCAUGAAGCUGUGGUGUGCAGCCGGUGUGAACCUCUCGGGUGGAAAGCCACAUGACGCAGGCUCAGGUGUGUGUAUUGAUGACUCUGGAGCUGAGGGAGAGAUUGCCAGACCGAGGAAAGGCUCUCAGAGCAGCCUGGACCAACAGGAGCAGGAGCACAAGGAGCAGGAACGAGAGGUGGCGCAGGUGGACAUGUCCAGCCAUGUUUGGAUCUGCACCAGCACACAAUCCUCCACUAAAGUCAUUAUCCUGGACAUGACACAGCCCUCUGAGCUGCUGGAUAGCUUCUACGUCUGCAACUCGCACGUGCUGUGCAUCGCCAGCGUGCCAGGUGUCCUGGAGACAGACUAUCCUGCUGGAGAAGAAGUUCCUCAGGACUCAGAGGCGAGGCUUGAAGGUUCAUUGACGAGCAGUUUGGCCAGUAACAGCUCACAUGGCAGUGAGGGAGCUCUGAGUGGCAUCUCAGCAGUUGGCUGUACAGCAGAAGGGACAGGAUCUGGAGCUCAGACAGGCAGCUCAGGAACCAAUGAGCUUCUGGCAGAGCUCAGUCCUGUAAGAGGUAGAGUGGAGUUGUCUAGGGAACCUAGUCCCAGUGAAGACGGCGUUCCCACAGCAGAGGAAGCCACUGAGGCUACUGAGGAAGAGGAGGAGGCACCGGGUACAGAAACCAGCCAGCCUGGCAUUUACACUGAGCACGUAUUCACAGAUCCACUGGGAGCACAGCCCACUGAGAGCUCUACAGCCACAGACGAUGUGAGGGAGUCGGGUCAAGAGAGAGAUGGAGCUGCUUCUCCAAGCAGCGAGCAGGAUCAAGUCAGGGAAGAGAUCCAGAGGAUGAGAAGCACCCUGCCUACCAUGUGGUUGGGAGCUCAGAAUGGCUGUUUGUAUGUGCACUCAUCUGUGGCCCGGUGGAGAAAGUGCCUCCAUGCAGUGAAGCUGAAGGACUCCAUUCUUAAUAUUGUCCAUGUUAAAGGACGAGUGCUUGUGGCUCUAGCCGAUGGUACACUAGCCAUCUUCCACAGAGGCCAAGAUGGCCAGUGGGAUUUAACCAACUACCAUCUGUUGGACCUGGGCCGGCCGCACCACUCCAUCCGCUGUAUGUCAGUUGUGCAUGAUAAAGUGUGGUGUGGCUACAGGAACAAGAUCUAUAUCGUCCAUCCCAAAGCUAUGAAGAUUGAGAAGUCAUUUGACGCUCACCCGCGGAAGGAGAGCCAGGUGCGUCAGUUGGCCUGGGUGGGUGAUGGAAUCUGGGUCUCCAUCCGGCUGGACUCCACCCUGCGUCUAUUCCAUGCACACACUUUCCAGCAUCUCCAGGAUGUGGACAUUGAGCCUUAUGUCAGCAAGAUGCUGGGCACAGGUAAACUGGGCUUCUCUUUUGUGAGAAUCACAGCUCUCAUGGUGUCCUGUAAGCGGCUCUGGGUCGGGACAGGAAAUGGCGUGAUCAUCUCUAUUCCUCUAUCAGAGUCCUUGGGUCUGCAGCAUGGAGUUCUCGGGCUGAGGGCUAAUAGGAGUGUUGGUGCGAUAGCGAGCCGGCCUGGUGGCGCAGUACGCGUAUUCGGGGAUGAGAGUGUGGACAGUGGGACGUCAGGCUCCUAUGUGCCCUACUGCUCUAUGGCCCAUGCUCAGCUUUGCUUCCAUGGUCACAGAGAUGCAGUCAAGUUCUUCGUUGCGGUGCCAGGUCAAGUUGUUCCUCCAGCAGCAGCAGCACCUGAUUACAUGACCCCAGACUCAGACUCUCCUUCCUCCAACAGUUCCUCACGAGAGCAGCAUCCCAAGUUUAUGCUGGUCAUGAGUGGAGGAGAGGGUUACAUCGACUUCAGGAUGGGUGAUGAAGAUGGAGCAGGAGUAGCUGAGGAUGAGGAAUCUCUAGAACCCACCCUGCAGCUGCAGUCCGCCGCUCCCACCAAAACCGAGCGCAGCCACAUCAUAGUCUGGCAGGUUGCCAACAACGACGAGUGAGCAGCCAAUCACUGCCUCAGGUUCAACAGAGAACUCCGCCCCUCAAGCCACCCUGUGGCCUGCUGUUACAUUUUUUAUCACAAAUUACUAGAAUUAUGAUUCCCAUGAUUAUUAUUAGAAGACGUACAGAAACCCAUUUCAUAAGGGUUACUUUUGUUUUUGUGUUUUCUUUGAAGUUUUACUACGUUCUAUUUUCAUUCACGCCAAGGCAUAAAGUCAAAGGGAAUCUGAGAAGUAAGGAAAAUGAAAGGGAGUAAAUGAAUCCAUCCAGGACUGUAAUUGUACAGUUUUAGUGACUGGGCUUUGUGAAUGGCCAGUCCAAAAAAAAAAAAAAAAAAAAAAGCCUAGUACUCCAGUAGAGUACUGAAGCACAGAGACCAGUGAAGGAAACACAUACUUUGAGUUUACACCAUGACUGCUCAUAUAAUUGCACAUAUAUAAGGGAAGUUCCCAUGUUCAAGUCAUUUGUUUUGUGCAAGAGAGAGAGAGAGAGACAGACAGAGAGAGGCUACGACUUGUGUGCACUGUGACUGGUGUCGCAGUAGCAUCGUGUGAUAUUUCUAGAGCAACAGAAAGCUAUUUUUGCUAUCUGCUUGGCAUGUGUCCUCUUUGCAUUGUCCUAGAACCUUAAAGGCCUAGUCUGUCUUGUCGUGUGUGUGUGUGUGUGUGUGUGUGUGUGUGUGUGUCUGUGUGAAUGAAGCAGUCCAGUGUGUUGUUAAGGCCCUAGCACUAGAUUCUGCCUCCUGUGGUAGCACCUGUAGGCUAGAGCUUUCUGGCACUUUAAAAUAGUGACCAACGUAAUUAGAUCUAAACGUAGAUCUACACUUAUUCUAAAAAGCAACACAUGUAUUUUUAUUUUUCCAAAAGGGGCUAGCCUGUUACCAAAGGAAAAAUCGUAGAACAAAUGCAUAACAGCCUCUAGUUGCUUGCAUUCCAUGUAGGCUUUUUGUUUUUUGGACAUUCACUACAAAAUUUUCAUAUUGAAGAUCAAAUUUUUUAAAGGCCUCAUUUCUUGACAGGGAUUUUAUCAGAACCACUUUACAUCGCACCUUACCUUGUUUGUUUCCAUGAACUAAGCCAGUGGGUUUUGUGCAUUCAUUUUUGUUUUGAGUGUUUACACAUCUGGUCUUCGAUGCUGAAACCAGUUUGUUCUUAUUCUUAUCUCUGUGUCAUUUUUACAGUGUUUAACUUUUUUUUUGUAUUUGAAGGAAAUAAAUAACAGGCAGUCUGAUUUUGUUUUAUUCCAGAAAGGGAAUAUUCAUAUAGGUAUUUUGCCAUUCCAGUAUUUAUUUUUUCAUAAUGAAUUUUGUGGUUCAGAAUGUAACUUUAUACAUGAACAUUCUAACAGUUUGUGUAAUAUCAGGCUCUCAAAAUGGGUUUAUGUGGUGUGUUAUUGCAGACAUUGUGAAGGAAUUGCAUUAUUACUGGUUGAUAAGUGUAACAUCAUGGAUCGGAAUAUGUAGGAUAUACAGAAUAACCUCUGUGUGGAUCAUCUGGAAUUCAACAUUCAUUGUACUAAGCUAUGCAUGUUUUUUUUAAAAGGACACUGCAAUGUGUUUGUUCAAAUCCCUGAUUAUUGCCACCUUUUUGGGUGGACUAGUGUGAGUGUGUAUGACUGAUGUAGAACUGUGUGUGUGUGUGUGUGUGUGUGUGUGUGUGGGUGUGGGUGUGGGUGCGUAUGUGUGGACGGUUGCUUGAUCCCUUAGACGACACAGGAUGUGCUGUGGUUGUCACAGCUUGUCAUUACUGUGGUUUUUCCUGUUCAAUGUUUGCUAAAACAGCAUCAUAGCCUUAUUUUUAACAAUCUAAUAAACUCAAUUUCAUGGGAAUUAACAGCA
Molecule: messenger RNA, 6032 nt
Organism: Pangasianodon hypophthalmus (striped catfish)
Lineage: Eukaryota; Metazoa; Chordata; Actinopteri; Siluriformes; Pangasiidae
Gene: spag9a
Product: sperm associated antigen 9a
Exons: 31
Coding region: 214-4194 (1326 amino acids)
Biological process (GO): vesicle-mediated transport
Cellular component (GO): cytoplasm
Molecular function (GO): kinesin binding; MAP kinase scaffold activity; signaling receptor complex adaptor activity
Source: RefSeq, a predicted model, not a curated record